Messenger RNA from Tilletiaria anomala UBC 951, 1769 nucleotides. Its product is annotated as putative diacylglycerol acyltransferase type 2b. Gene Ontology annotation, biological process: triglyceride biosynthetic process. Gene Ontology annotation, molecular function: diacylglycerol O-acyltransferase activity. The coding region runs from base 258 to 1517 and encodes 419 amino acids. The transcript is spliced from 8 exons. The record is from RefSeq and is a predicted model, not a curated record. NCBI's taxonomy places the organism in Eukaryota, Fungi, Basidiomycota, Exobasidiomycetes, Georgefischeriales, Tilletiariaceae. Gene Ontology annotation, cellular component: endoplasmic reticulum membrane.
CACCUCACUCCCUGUAUAGGACCAUGAAAGGCCGUCCUGAUGACAAUGCCCAUCCUUGCCCAAAGAAGGCUGUUGGCGAUCGAUCCCUCGCGUGGUGGAACGGUGAAAGCUAGGCCUUACUGCUGGACGACGACCAGGCCCACGACCGACUUCGCCCUGUGGCUGUGGUCACCGAUCGAUAAACGUCUUGCUGCGAAGGGGCAGCCGAUCGAUCUUCUUGGCUCACGCCCGACCCUCUGCUGCUCCGCACCCUCGCCAUGGCCAUCUUCAGCUUCUGGAACCGCACCGAGCCUGCAUCCGCGACGGCUGGCGCCCGCGCCCCCGCGUAUGAGCCCGUCUUCUUGGACGCGGACGACGAUGAGAAGCAUGGCCGGAAUGGGCACGCCGUAGAUGCGCACAAAGGCGCAGUGGAAGGCUUGCAUGCCAGCAUCGGCGCUGGCGAUGCCGCCCAGAGCGACGAUAAGCAGCGUGCCGAGCGCGAAGCCGAGAAGGCCAAGGAGCGCGAGACGGCCAGGAGCCACUCUAUUAGAUUCGCACCGCUCUCCAUCCCACGGCAUCGAAGACUGCAAACCACUGCCGUCCUCCUCUGGGAGAUCUUGCUCCCGUUGGGCCUGCUUGUGUUCUUUUUCCUGUGGUCUAUUCCUAUCCUCUGGCCAGUCCUCUUUCCGUAUCUCAUCUGGGUCCUACUAGUAGACAGAGCCCCUGAGUCCGGUGGGAGGAGGGUGACCUGGGUCAGGCGUCUACCCGUGUGGCGAUAUUUUGCCGAGUACUAUCCCGUCAGCUUGAUCAAGACUGCCGACCUGCCUGCGGACCGGCCGUACGUCUUUGGCUACCACCCACACGGCAUCAUUGGCGUUGGCGCCGUGGCGAACUUUGCGACUGAAGCGACCGAGUUUGCGACGUCCUUUCCCGGCCUCCGGCCGCACCUGCUCACGCUCGCAACCAACUUCCAGAUCCCCAUUUUCCGCGACGUCAUCAUGAGUUUCGGCAUGUGCUCGGUCAGCAAGCACAGCUGCGAACGCAUCUUGCGCAAGGGCCCCGGCAAUUGCAUCACCAUCGUCGUCGGCGGCGCGACGGAGAGCCUCAAGGCGCACCCGGGCACCGCAGAUCUGACGCUCCGCCGCCGGCUGGGCUUCAUCAAGAUCGCCAUACGAGCUGGGGCCGAUCUCGUCCCCGUUUUCUCGUUCGGCGAGAACGACAUCUUCCAGCAGCUAAGCAACGAGAAAGGCACCGCAGUGUAUGCAUUCCAGAAGCGGUUCCAGUCGGUCUUUGGCUUCACUCUGCCCCUCUUCCACGGCCGUGGGAUCUUCAACUACCAUCUUGGCCUCCUGCCAUAUCGGCAUCCGAUCGUCAGCGUCGUCGGUCGCCCGAUACACGUCCAAAAGACUGCGAACCCCUCAAAAGAGAUGUUGGAGGACAUCCAGCGGCAGUACAUUGACGAACUCAUGCGGAUCUGGGACACGUGGAAGGACGCAUAUGCAGCAAAUAGAACCAAAGAGCUCACUAUCGUCGACUGAACUGCCGCCCUACAAGUGGACAAUGUGCGUCCACUUGUUUCAUUAUCCCCCCAGGGCCCCGGCCAUCCUCACCAACCCCCGGCCCACAAUCACAUCUCCUUCAUUCAUUCAAGGCUUCUUCCUUUCAGGAAAGGGCACCUGCGACUGCAAUGUGAUGCCCACUCCCCAUCCCCUUCCCCGGCGCCCGCACCUGCGUCGACCGGCAUUUCCUGUAUUUCUAGAUUCCUUGUUCACUCACAAUUUGGUAUUUGC